AUCGGCAAUCGGUUGACUCGUUUUGCUCUGCCGAGAUACGAUCACCAUCGGUGAACGCUCGGAUUGCCAUGGAGCUCGGGGAGACGGCUCGGGAGGGGAGAGGGCAAAGAAAAAGCCUAGAGACGAGCUUGGAGGGCAAGAAGGUGGUCCUGGUGCCAUACAUGGAGGAGCACGUGCCUCGAUACCACGAAUGGAUGCAGGACCCGUCCCUCCUCCUCGCCACCGGCUCCGAGCCCCUCACCCUCGAUCAGGAGUACCAGAUGCACCUCUCCUGGACCCAAGACCCCAACAAGCAUACAUUUAUAGUGCUGGACAAGGAGUUGAUCGAGGGUAGCUUCGUCCAUGGAGAUCCCCACGUUGAAGCCAUGGUUGGUGAUGUGAAUAUAUACAUGAAUGAUCCAGAUGACCUACAAACAGCAGAAAUUGAGAUCAUGAUAGCUGAAACAAAAAGCCGUGGCAAGGGGCUUGGAGAAGAAUCAGUCUUGUUGAUGAUGGCAUUUGCAGUUGAGAAUUAUGGAAUUCAAAAGUUCCGCACAAAAAUUGGAGAUUCAAACACAGCAUCACUUAAUCUCUUCCGGAAAUUGGGCUUUGCUGAUGCUUCUUACAGUGAAGUCUUCAAAGAGGUGACUCUGGAGUUGCCUGUGACGGAGCAAUUCUUUAAAUGCCUUCUAACUUAAACAAGUAAACUGAAAUCCACCUUGAUGGUGAACAUGAGCUUGAUUCAAAUGUUAGUAGAUGAAUAUUAACAUGUAUCCUUAACGCAUGGUGUGUAUGCCACUGACAUCUUGCCGCAAAGUAUCACUCUUCCAAUAUGAACUUGAUGCAGCUGUACCAGAUAGGCUUUAGUGAUGCUAACAGGAUUUUUGCCACUUGAGUGAUGAACUAUGUUUGUUACGAACCACAAGGAUUAUGCCAGGAUUCUUUAAGCCCCUCAAGUCAGGUGAUGAAUGUGAAUUGUGAUAAUUUUGUUAUACAUGUUUUAUGGUGUUAUUCUCUCCAUAUCAUUUCAACCUAAGGUACCUUCAUAGUCAUUUUCAAGUGGCUAGAGAUGGAUGGGCAUCGAAUAGUCUAGCAGCUCAUAACUCGCACCAUCUCAUGCGGAGUGGGAUGCAGCAAUAGCGUUUAAAGAGCAUUCAUCCACGUGGACAAACAUAUUAUCGAAAAUGAUGGGCAGAACAACAUGAGUCCCAUACUUACCAAUACAUAAAAUGAUUCGUGUUUCAGUGUAUUGAAAUUGUAUGAAAUUUCUUGGUCUCCUUUUACUUGUAAUGUUAAUUCAUAAAUAUAUGAGUCAUUUCUAUUUUUAUAAUUCAUAUACUUAUGUGAUAAAAGGGUAGGCAAAGGUGUUGAGAUGCAUAGAAGAUUGCCAUUUCAACUAUACAAAGACAUGAUAGUCAUUUUCGUGGAGACCCAUAUUACUCUCGAGUUCAUUUAAUAGGACUAUACAU
Molecule: messenger RNA, 1448 nt
Organism: Phoenix dactylifera (date palm)
Lineage: Eukaryota; Viridiplantae; Streptophyta; Magnoliopsida; Arecales; Arecaceae
Product: Acyl-CoA N-acyltransferases (NAT) superfamily protein
Molecular function (GO): N-acetyltransferase activity
Source: RefSeq, a predicted model, not a curated record